Musca domestica (house fly) is the source of this 4141-nucleotide messenger RNA. RefSeq lists its product as uncharacterized. Gene Ontology annotation, cellular component: cytosol. Gene Ontology annotation, biological process: tRNA methylation. The transcript is spliced from 2 exons. Bases 250 to 3741 code for a protein of 1163 amino acids. The record is from RefSeq and is a predicted model, not a curated record. NCBI's taxonomy places the organism in Eukaryota, Metazoa, Arthropoda, Insecta, Diptera, Muscidae.
UUUGGUCAAAUCAAAACCUAACGAUUACUCGAGUAAUCUCUAAAAUGGCAUCACUACCAACAUUAGAUAUUUUCUAACAGUGUGGUAACCCUACAGCUCAUAUGGUCAGUCGAUAACAUGUGAAACAGGAAAAAAAAAUAAAGUAUUGAAUGAAAUUGAAUUAAAAAUACUACGGUCUCGCGUAUAAUUGUUUUCCUUGAAAAUAACCCCCCUCUGGAAAACAUCAAUUCAUCCUAAAACCUCAUCAAAAUGGAGAAGACUAAAAUACAAAAUUUACCACCCAACAUCGAUGAUAUUAACCCUACGGAGAGUAUACGUUUUGUGCAGUCCCUAAAUAAUAUACCACUAGACCCAUCAGAUGCGGAACAUGUAGUUAAACAUAUCAGAUCUAUUAUUGAAAAGGAGCUUCGACUCGACCGAGAUGAAGCUGAAGGGUGCUGUACAAACUACAAUCAAAUUACUGUGAAUGUUUGUUUCCGCCUGUAUUUCACAUUCAUACAGAAAUAUGAUAUUAAAGAUAAUUAUUUCCAUGCUUAUGUCCAGGGAACAACAUUGGAGUGGAGGAAAGAGAACUUUGUCAUUUUAUAUUAUAUCUUGCUGACUUGUCAACAGACUACGCAUAUGCACCCCCAAGACAUUAAACAAAUCUGUCUUAUGGCCUUUGCCAAUGCUGUAGAUUAUAAUCAUACUCACUUAUUGGACGUUUUAAAGUGUCUCAAUUUGAUUUUUAAGAAAUGGCCAGAUAUGGAUGUGACUAAUGAGGACUUGUCUCUGGAUCAUAUUUAUUUCUGUCUACAAUCCAAUCAACUGGGCAUGAGAGAUGAAAUGUUAACAUUUUUACAACGGGUGUGUUUGUGCCGCAACAGAGCUUUGGAUUAUUUUAUACGAAUUGUAAACUUUUGGCCCUGGACAUAUCGAACCAAGCUUUACAUGCUGGCCGCAAUAUUGAAUAAGAACUCCCUGGAGGAGCUGAUAGCUAAGAGCGGUUGCAACAGAGCUGAAUUCUUUAAGGGAAUUCGAUCGACAUUGUGUUACAAAAACUUACUGCCCGCUAGUCAGCAUUUAAUUAAAGCCUUAAGUGGACAAAGAUCUAAAGAUCUCCUAAUGAUGUGCAGUGAUAUCUUGCAAAAUGGUUCUAUGCAGGAAAUCAGAAAUCUUCACCUUCAAUGGUUUACACGUAUAGAACAAAGAGAAGAGCUAUUCAAAAUGAUUUGGAAAGACAUAGCAGCAAAAGAUAUUUGUGAUGAUAGCACAAAGAAUUAUCGUUAUGUCCUCUUGCAUACCAUUUUUGCCAAAGAAAUUCUACAAACAUCCAGUGAAUAUUUUACAAAACUGGGCGAUGAAUAUUUGAAUAACUACCCCCAUUAUGAUUUGGAAUCACAGUUGGUCAUACAUAAAUUUGUGGUGGAGAAUUUAAAUAAUUUAAAAAUUGAAAAUUGUUUAAGGUUCUUUGUGGAUUUUGCAAGAUCUCAUAUGAAGGUGGAAAAUGCACAAUUUCGUAAUACAAUUUUGGCCAAAAUGGCCAUCAUUAUAAAUCACAUUGCAAAGUUAUAUAGCAGAAAUAAUGCGGAGAAUGAUUUGGAGUCUAGUGUGGUAGAAUUCUUUCAAAAUUUACAAAAUGAUGUAGAAUUUGGUAUUUCCCAGGAGGCAUAUCAACCAAAAAUCUAUGGCCUAAAACUCUUGGAAAUCUUAGUGCGAUCUUUGUAUGGAGAAACAGUUACCAGAAACACCAAAAAUUGCUGUCUAAAACAUAAUCAAAUUCUGGCUGAAUUCUUGAAACAAAACGGCGUAUUUGAUGCUGACAAAAUUUGCCACAACCUAUUUCAGCUUCUAAAUGAUCCAUGUGGAUUUGAUGAUGCUUUGGAUUUGAUUGUAAAACUCAUAGGAAUAAUAAGAAGCAAAAAUGAAAACAUUGCCCUGCAGGCUGUAGAAAGAGCUAUGGAAUGUUGUAAUGUCAACGAUGUGGAUGAAGCAAAUUUAAGUUUUCUCUAUGCCAGGGUUGCGGUACAGAAUUCGGAAGACAAUGAUCUUAUAGCGAAUAUAUUUAAACACAUAUUGGGUGGCAUUAAAAAAAGAUUGCCGGUGUUCAAAGAGGAUCCCCUGUUUGUAUGUAAAACCAAAGGAUGGCAUUUGUAUAGUUCAAUUAAUGUCCUAAAUGAGUUUGCACAAAACAAAUCCAUUUUAUUUUUGGAUAAUUUUGUGGACCUACUGGAUACAAUAGAAAAUAUUGAACUGAUGAUAUUAAAUAUGCUAAAUAUUUGCAACAAUAAAUCGGAGACAGAAGAAUUGUCUGCUGCAUCAUUUGAGGACAUGGAUAAAAGUUUGGAAAUACUAGUGGCACAAAGUAAAUUCAUUUGUGAAAACCAUGAACAAUUACGUAAAUAUUUGCUCAUGUCAUUUUGGCUGACACUUAAAUCCUGUUGUGAUUUAGCUGCAUCCAUGGCGGAAAUUGUGGUACCAUCUCAAAGUUAUGAAGGCAAAUUAGACUUCCUGCAAAGAUGCAUCAACAUUAGUGUCAUUGUUUUAACAAAGUGUCGCCAUAAAGGUGCCAUAGAAGCUGCUGGCGUUACUAUUGGUAAAAUAACAAAAUGCGUAACAUCACAGCUACCCGAAAAGAGUCCAGAAUAUGAAUUAUUUCACACAUAUUUGCAAAAGCUCUAUGAUUGUGGUGGCAAGAGGGAGGUCAGCACAACACGCAGAGGAGCAGGGUUUUCAAUUAUGUUUCUGCAUAUUGUUAAAAAUGAAGAUAAUCGUGGCAGGCCCAUAUUAAGAAAAGUUAUGCAAAAUCUUCUAAUGGCAACCAAAAAUGAUAACACUGCCUUGGAUUCGUCUUUCAAUUGUGAUCGCAUAGAAGCUCUACAUUUACACUUUCUCUGCGUUUUAGUACGAGACACCGAACUCAGAGAGGCAAUGUCGAAAUAUUACAAUGACAUUAUGAUGACUGCAGUCACCCAUAUCGAUAAUCCCGAGUGGACGGUUCGCAAUGCUGCCCUACAACUGUUGGGGGCUUUGGUACCAAAAAUCGUUGGCCAACGUCAGGCAACGGAAUUUGAAGAAGCGCUACUCUGGGAACCUUCGGAGGUGACAUUUUGUGAAAUAACACGGAAAUUUAAUUUAUCCUAUGAAUACAUUCUAAAUUAUUGUCUUGCCGAGAAAACUGCCACCGGAUCGAUAAUUUUAUUUUUAGAAUUUCUCCACAAAGUGGAAUACAUUCACAAACAAGAAACCACAGCGCCAAAGAAGGUGGAAGAAUUUCGUGAGCUUAUGUGGUCUUUGCUAAGGCAUCCAUGUGAAAAAGUGCGCAAAUUGUCGGCCAAAUGUUUUGUACGCUCCCAUGAAUUUAGUCAUGAACUACCCAGCGCCUUGUUACAAAUUGCCUCGAUAUUGUUCCGAGUCGAGAAUGAAAACUUUUUUGAAGGUCUGAUACAGACUAUACAUCAGGGUGUUUUGAAACUACAACAUGAUUUGAAAUAUGUUGUUCCAGAAGAGGAACUGAGAAAAUUAAUUGAUAAAAUUAGGACAAGCCUAAAAAAAAACUUUAGACUUAAGCUUAAUUACAAAUAUUAUAGCUUAUGUAAGCUAUGGGAUCUGGUAGAAUUGCUAAAUCAAAAUGCAGAUCUGAAUUCGGCAGAGUCUGUCAUAUUAAAUGAAUUGAAGAAAUUUCCUUUGAAUGACAAAAGAAAUUGUACAAUAGCAUAUGAUCUAUGGCUGCAACGCGUACAACCUGUAAAUAAUGCAUAAUUAUAGAAAUAGUUUUAACGCACAAUAUUUAUUUUUAGUAUUAAGAGAAAAUACUUCAAUUUUACAACUUGAUAUAAAAUAAAAAAACGGAAAUGCUUUUUCUAAAAUAACUGAGUUUUACUUGCAAAGCUGUAAAAUUAAGAUAAGACUUAUUAUUACAAUAGGAACUGGGCCAAACCGCCUGAUUUAUGCAAACAUAUAUAUGCAUUACGAACUUUUGUGGAUAAGACAAAACUGCACCUGUUCGUUUACACAGUUGUGUGACUAUUUCCAAAUUUAGUCAAAGGGUUGCUGAUCAAGAAAACAGCUAUAAAAAAAUUGAUUUGGGCAUGUUCGUUUGUUUAAAUAACGAUAUAACGCAAUAUUAAAGAUAGAACUUCGAACUUUUAUGUACCAAUAU